Messenger RNA from Zingiber officinale, 465 nucleotides. RefSeq names its product LOB domain-containing protein 24-like. Bases 1 to 465 code for a protein of 154 amino acids. The record is from RefSeq and is a predicted model, not a curated record. The transcript has a single exon. Lineage: Eukaryota; Viridiplantae; Streptophyta; Magnoliopsida; Zingiberales; Zingiberaceae.
AUGGAGCAGCGGGAGACGAUCUCGGCGUGCGCAGCAUGCAAGAAAAUGAGCCGCGAAUGUCCGCCGGACUGCAUCUUUGCGCCUUAUUUCCCCGCGACCAGCACCAGUUUUGACUGCGUGCAACGCAUAUAUGGAUGCGACAACGUCGGGAGGAUUCUCCAGAGUUUGCCGGUCGAGGAGCGCCGGGUGGCGGCGGAGUCGCUGGUGUUCCAGGCGAAGGCGCGCAUCCGUGACCCUAUCUUUGGCUGCGUAGGCUACAUUUGUUUCCUCCAGCAUUACCUCGCCCAAAUAGAUCGUGAGAUACAGGAGACCGAGGCUGAAAUUUCUGCUGCGGGCUAUCAACCACCGCAACCUCCACCACCGGAGCAGCACUGGCACCAGAUACCUCAGAUGCUGGAGAUGCCUCAGAUACCUUCGACGCCACCACCGCAGGAGACGACUAGGACAGAGAAGAAGAAUGGAUAG